UACCAGGGGACAGCUCAGGACGCGAUCGCGCGACUUGCCCGUGAACAAUCUUCCAACUCAUCUCUGCUGCGUACCCACUAGGUAGUCCCAUCGUUCAUGUUUUUUAAUUCUAACCUUUAAAACAGACCAGAACCAGUGGUACAGGAUCGAAGACCCUCCAAGAGCAAAAUGUCGUCCGUUGAACUCAAUCCCAGGCCCGUUCGAGUUUCUCCUUUAAUCAAGUUCGGACGAUGGAGUUUUCUCUCGUUUGGUAUCCUUUAUGGGCUAUUCCAUCAAAAUCGACUGAGUAAGAGGGAAGUUGGUAUAAGAGAGAUUGAAGCUAAACAGAAGGUCAUCCGUGAUGCAAAGCUGGCCGAAGAAAAGAAAAUAGCGUUGGAAGCUGAGAUGAAAGAGAUGGAGCAAUGGAUGAAGUAGAUCUUGAUCUUGGUUCUAGUGUAUCGAUAAAUGACUUUCUUGUAAAAUAUUAUUUCAAACAUGCCAAUGCUACUCACCACCUCUGUUUGGAGAUGACGCGAAUGUAGUCAAAUAAAUUAAAUAAAAACAAUUUUUGUAA
Messenger RNA from Orussus abietinus, 553 nucleotides. It is a transcript of the gene ATPsynE, whose product is annotated as ATP synthase subunit e, mitochondrial. The coding region runs from base 169 to 414 and encodes 81 amino acids. The transcript is spliced from 3 exons. Gene Ontology annotation, biological process: proton motive force-driven ATP synthesis. Gene Ontology annotation, molecular function: proton transmembrane transporter activity. NCBI's taxonomy places the organism in Eukaryota, Metazoa, Arthropoda, Insecta, Hymenoptera, Orussidae. The record is from RefSeq and is a predicted model, not a curated record.